Molecule: messenger RNA, 2033 nt
Organism: Mizuhopecten yessoensis (Yesso scallop)
Lineage: Eukaryota; Metazoa; Mollusca; Bivalvia; Pectinida; Pectinidae
Exons: 3
Coding region: 9-641 (210 amino acids)
Source: RefSeq, a predicted model, not a curated record
UUUGAUGGAUGUCAUUCGCCUCUGGUCAUCGCGGCGUACCCGUGUGUCCUAUAGACUGGUCAAAAUCUUCCGGCUCCAGUCGUGUGCGAUAUAUAUUUCUACAGACUUACCUGGACGUGUACAAACAAUCGGACAAGAAUCGCCAAAGAGGUCAAUUAAAGUUCAUCAAGGUCAACCAAAGUUCGUCAAGGUCAACCAACAUGGCUCAGCUAGCAUUACACGCGCUGACCGGGUUUCUGUCCCUGGUAUACAUAGCUAUGGGGGUCGUCAAGCUGUAUCCAGUAUCACAACAAAUGGCGUUCGCUGUUACUAGAUCGUUCCAAGCCUACGCGAAAGUGUGCCCAACCGUCCUGUUCGGAUACAUCCCCGAGCCGCAGAAGUACCACAUGACUAUAGGAGUCUGGGAGGCUUGCUGUGGACUCGCCCUACUGGUAGGGGACCGGGAACUGAAACAAGGCGCUUCCGGUAUUCUCCUAGUAAUCAUGGGCGUGAUGAUUACAUCUAACGUCAUCAUCAAAGACUACUCGACCAUGUUCUUCUUUGCUAUGCAUUUCUUUUUUCUCUCGUUCCUUUUUGCUAAAUAUCGUCGGAGGUCGCAACCAGUAAAAACAGAGGAAGAGGAGAAUUUCAAGAAGGAAUGAUCAUGAUUAGUACAUUUAAAUAAUCAUUAAAAAAAGCGCAAUGUAAAUUUUGAACAUUUAUAAUUUAUCCUGGCAAAGACAAUAUAAUAUAAAAGGAGCUGGACUUUGGAUAUGGGCUUCUCUGGUGAUCGCUAGGCAAAACAAUUAUAUACAUGUACAUAAAGUCUCGAAAAUAAAAAAAGUUUGAUACUUUAGCUGUUCCUCAAGGUUCUGUACUUGGUCGCACUGCAUUUCUCCAACAUUACGGACUAUUUUUUAAUUUUGAGUGAAAUUAUGAAAGUUAUAAAGAACACGUCAACAUUUUGGAAAUACAAUCUAGUGGAUGUAAAUUCUUCUCCGGGAAACAUUACCAGGUCAAUGAUACGUUUAACUCUUCUUGCCAACAUAAACGGGAGAUUCAAACAUAUGUUAACCCAACAAUCUUUUAUGGUCAUUACAUACGCAUGAUUUAUAACUAACUGCAUUACCUUUAAAUUAAACCUUCUAAAAUAUGAAUUAAGAAUCGUUUUAUCAAUGCAGAUUAGAUAUAAUGGAGGGUUGAUAUAGUACAUAUAUAUUAGGGUGACAGUAGAUGUGUAUGUGGGUGACUGUAGAUGUGUAUGUAGUGACAGUAGAUGUGUAUGUGGGUGACUGUAUAUGUGUAUGUAGUGACAGUAGAUAUGUAUAAGGGUGACAGUAGAUAUGUAUGAGGGUGACAGUAGAUGUGUAUGUGGGUGACUGUAGAUGUGUAUGAGGUUGACAGUAGAUAUGUAUGAGGGUGACAGUAGAUGUGUAUGAGGUUGACAUUAGAUAUGUACAAGGGUGCAAGUAAAUAUGUAUAAGGGUGACAGUAGACGUGUAUGAGGGUGACAGUAGAUGUGUAUGCAGUUGACAUUAGAUAUGUACAAGGGUGCAAGUAAAUAUGUAUGAGGAUGAUAUUAGAUAUGUACACGGGUGCAGAAGAAAUGUAUAAGGGUGACAGAAGAUAUGUAUGAGGGUGACAGAAGAUAUAUAUAAGGGUGACAGUAGAUGUGUAUGAGGGCGACAGUAGAUAUGUAUGAGGGUGACAGUAAACAUGUAUGAGGGUGAUAUUAGAUGUAGUGUAAUAAGGACAGUGUAAAUACUAUUUAUUGUCACUGAAUUUUUCUGUUGCCUUUGUUUCAUAUUAAAAAAUUCAUAAAUUAAAACAACAACCUUUAUUUCUAUGACAGCAUUAUUUUUUUUAUGUGAAACCUGUCAACUGUAACCAGAUUUUUGUGUCGCCUGCGAAAAGCUGGUGACACAUAGGUAUUGCUUUGUCGGUGGCGUCAUCGUCCGAACAGAGGUUUCCGUGUGAUUACUUAAGUUUUCUUGGGCCGAUCAAACUCAAACUUCAUGCAGUGCUUCCUUACCAAAAGUGCUUGCUUGGGAUUG